Cebus imitator (Panamanian white-faced capuchin) is the source of this 1500-nucleotide messenger RNA. It is a transcript of the gene RSPH14, whose product is annotated as radial spoke head 14 homolog. Lineage: Eukaryota; Metazoa; Chordata; Mammalia; Primates; Cebidae. The record is from RefSeq and is a predicted model, not a curated record. The transcript has 8 exons. The coding region runs from base 410 to 1453 and encodes 347 amino acids.
AGGCAUGAGCCACUCCACCUGGCCUCAACCCUUCUUUAGCUCCUAAGUGGGCUCUUUGCCUGGAUCUAGAAACCAAAUUAACAACAGGCAGAUUAGCAAGAGAAACGCACACAAAUGUUACCAGUUUUACAUGCGCAUGGGGAUCUUUACCAGAGCGAAGCAUGCAAAGUACCCAGCACAGAGAAGGGCGUAACCUGCGGCAGCCUUGGAUUGUCUGCGCCUGCGCGGUGGGCGCUGAGUACGUAGAAAGCGGCGCGGCAGACGCUGCCCGAGUCGCCUGGCAACGAAGUCGCCUGGCAACUGAACAGGUUGGCCGCGGGCGCGCGCUAUUGCAAGCAGAAACGGCUGCGGAAGCAGUGAGUGGUUUCCGCAGAGCUUUGUUUGGAGAGGCCUCUAUAGUUGGGGAAAGAUGGCCCAAUCUGGAAACUCCAUGGAACUUUCCACUAACAUCAAUGCUGCCCAAGUUACCACUGCCUAUGGCCAUCGGGCACUACCUAAGCUGAAUGAGGAGCUGCAGUCAGAGGACCUCCAGACGAGGCAGAAAGCCCUCAUGGCCCUGUGUGACCUCAUGCAUGACCCUGAGCAUAUCUACAAGGCCAUGAACAUAGGUUGCAUGGAGAACUUGAAAGCUUUGCUGAAAGAUAGAAACAGCAUGGUGCGGAUAAAGACCACCGAGGUGCUCCACGUCGUGGCGAGCCACAGCGUGGGCAGAUUCGCCUUUCUGGAGCACGACAUCGUCCGUGCCCUGUCCUUCCUGCUGAAUGACCCUAGCCCAGUCUGCCGGAGGAACCUGUACAAGGCAUACAUGCAGCUGGUCCAGGUGCCUAGAGGGGCUGAAGAGAUCAUCAGCAAAGGUCUGAUCUUCCCGCUGGUACGGAAGCUGCAGGGGGAAGCGGAGGAGGAGUUCCAGGAGCUCAUCCUAGACACUCUGGUCCUCUGCCUGCGGGAAGAUGCCACCGAGGCGCUGAACAGCAACGUGGUGCCCAUCCUGAAGCAGAAGCUCAUCAGCACCAAUGAGAACAUCCGAAGCAAGGCUGCCCGUGCGCUCCUUAAUGUCAGCAUAUCUCGUGUGGGCAAGAAACAGGUGUGUCAGUUUGACGUCAUCCCCAUCCUGGUGCAUUUACUGAAAGACCCGGUGGAGCAUGUGAGGUCUAACGCUGCUGGGGCCUUGAUGUUCGCCACGGUGAUCACUGAAGGGAAGUAUGCGGCCCUGGAGGCAGAAGCCAUUGGCCCGCUUCUGGAGCUGCUGCACUCCCCCAUGACCGUAGCGCGCCUGAAUGCCACCAAGGCCCUCACCAUGCUGGCGGAGGCUCCCGAGGGCCGCAAGGUCCUGCAGGUGUACGUGCCCACCUUCCGUGCCAUGGAGGUGGAGCCUCACGAAAAGCCUCACAUGGCUGAAGCCUUACAGCGGGCGGCCCGGAUUGCUGUCAGUGUCAUCGAGUUCAAACCCUGAGCCCCUCAUCUGCCUCUGUGUGUGAAUAAAUGCACUCAUUCUCUUUA